Molecule: messenger RNA, 3268 nt
Organism: Triticum dicoccoides
Lineage: Eukaryota; Viridiplantae; Streptophyta; Magnoliopsida; Poales; Poaceae
Product: putative disease resistance RPP13-like protein 1
Exons: 2
Coding region: 28-2955 (975 amino acids)
Molecular function (GO): ADP binding
Source: RefSeq, a predicted model, not a curated record
ACAACGUAUCUCCACACCCCAGUCACCAUGAGCUUAUCUGCCAUUGGGGUCGUCAGUGCCAUCAAUGAGUGUGUCACUUUGUGGCAGUGGGCCAAAUCUGCCAUUUCAUCUCGAUGGAGUGGCUCACAUGAUCAAAUUCUUCAGGAUCGCGUAUUGCAGCUUGAGAGUGGCCUACAACUUCUCAGGGACACUCUUCCUGCAAUGCACGACCUUAUUAAUAAAGCUGAGUGGAAAAGCCAUGAACGCGGUGUGGCCAGUCUCCUUCCAAAUCUCAAGGAUGCAGUGUGUGACGCCGAGGACCUUCUCGAUGAGUUCAGAUGGUACGAGUUGAAGCUGCAAGUGGAGGGUGAUGCGAACCAAUCUUCUCUGCUUGACUUCUUUGGCACCGUCAUUCCAGGUAGCUUCGAUAAACUAAAUGAUGUCCAGUUGAGGCUAAAUCAUCUUUCAAUUCAGAUGGAGAAUAUGGGGCUCCGUGGAGUUACACAACACUUUGACAAAUUAGUCAGACCUGAGACCACCUCUUUGCCAAAUGAAACAAAGAUAUUUGGUCGUGAUAAGGAACUGAAGCAGGUAUUGGGAUUUCUCAAUGUACCAAUGAAUUCAAAACGCAAGAGAGCAACUUGUUCAGUGAAUGCAUCAACAAGCAACCUAGUUAAUGAUACAUCAAGAAUAUAUAGUCUUCCUAUUUUGCCAAUAGUUGGAAUUGGUGGUGUUGGAAAGACUACUUUGUCCCAACAUAUCUGCAACCAUCAACGAGUGAAGUCUCACUUUGAGCUGAUAAUUUGGAUUUGUGUCUCAGACAACUUUGAUGUGAAGAGGCUAACCAAAGAGGUCAUACAAUCCUGUAACGGAAAGGAGGCAACAACUGACAAUUUGGAUUCUCUUCAGCGUGCUUUGUCUAACCAUGUGAAAAACAAAAGGGUAUUGAUAGUCCUUGAUGACAUGUGGGAUGAUUCCUUGAAGGAAAAUGGGCAAUGUUGGAAGAGGUUUUGUGCACCUUUUACAAGUGUUCAAGAGGGAAGUAUGAUGUUGAUCACCACUAGAUGCCCCAAGGUUGCGGAGGGGGUGCGCACAAUGGAGCACAUUAAAUUAGAAGGUCUAGAGGACUCCAUCUUCUGGAAAUUCUUCAAACUGUGCGCAUUUGGGUCCGAGAAUUCUAUAAAUGAUCCAGAGUUAGAGUGCAUCGGUAGAAGAAUACUUCCUAAACUAAAGGGUUCUCCUUUGGCUGCCAAAACUCUAGGACGCAUGUUAAGCAUGGACAUGCAAGCAUCACAUUGGAAUUCUAUACUUGUGAGUGAAUUGUGGGAGUUGAGACAAGAGGAUACUGACAUUUUACCGGCCCUUCGGCUGAGCUACAUGUAUUUGCCAUUUUAUUUGAAGCAAUGUUUUGCAUUCUGUGCUGUAUACCCCAAAGAUUAUAAAUUCCAAAAGGCAUGCUUAGCUGAAAUUUGGGUGGCGGAAGGCUUUGUGGAUCCUCAAGGUCGUGUUCCAAUUGAAGAUAUUGGUUGUCGGUAUUUUGAAGACCUUGUAGCUCGGUCCUUCUUUCAGAAAGCUAGUGGUGGAUACAUAAUCCAUGACUUACUGCAUGACAUGGCACAGAAAGUUUCGGAGCAUGACUGUUUCAUCUUAAGAAAUAAGAGUGAAUUUGAUAAAGUUCCCCAAAAUGUUCGUCAUCUAUACGUACUCCCUAGCAAUGACUUUGAUGAUUCCACCUUGUUGAGACUAUCCAAAUACACAAAGCUGCGUACUCUAAUUUGCAAGAAAAAUUUAGGGAAGAUGACAGGCUUUGUACUGGACCACUGGUGUACUAAACUUAUGCGCAUGCGUGUGAUUUCUUGUGCCUCCACAAACGAGUUACCAGAGAGUAUUGGAAAUUGGAAACAUCUUCGGUACCUUGAAAUCUCCAGAGCUUGUCCUUUGAAGAGGAUUCCUUCAACUUUCUGUUGGCUAUAUAAUCUGCAGAUUUUAUAUGCCAAGAAAUGCAAGCUAGAUAGCUUGCCCAGUGACUUUGAUAAGUUGACCUGUUUACAAAAAUUUGAAUCACUUGGAUUAGCAUAUUGUGCCAGGAACAAUACCACACUAAAUCGGGAUCAUGCAACAGAAGCUGAACCGGAGAAUAGGAAAUAUCUUGAUGAAUUGACAUUGGUUAUGGGUUCAGACAUGUCUCAACCUCCCAUCGGUCUCAAGUCUCUAUUCCUCAAGAACUAUGGUGGUUCCUCUCUCCCAAGCUGGUUUCAGCCACAAAACUUGCCAAGUUUAGCAUCACUUGGUUUUGAAAGUUGUGAUGGACUCAAGAGCAUAAACUUAAAUGAGAGACCUGCAGUUGGAGGCAGCAUUACAACAUUCUCGUUCCUUACUGUCCUAACAGUUAAAAAUUGUGAUAGAUUGUCCACCCUUGAUGACCUCCUAACACAAGAAUAUAUACCUGCUAUUGAGAAAAUUCACAUCGAAGAUUGUCCGUGGUUACUGUCCGUUCCUGGUCAAAGGUUUGGUAGUUUUUGUUACCUGAAACAUCUGGCGGUUAUAGUGUGCCCAAGUAUCAACUGGCAAAGGGGAUUGGUGUUGCCAUCAUCUCUCCGAAGUCUCAGCUUACUAAAAUGUGGGGAUAUCUCUCCAUAUGUUCCCAGCUGCCUAAAGAACCUUGCAUCUCUUGUCUCACUAAACAUUGAUGGUCUGCGUAUAACAUCCAUUCCAGGCAACAUUUGGCACAGAAAUCUUGCAUCACUUGAGGAAUUAGAGAUUUCAGAUUGUCCAGACCUAGUUUCAAUUGGUGGAGCAAAGGCGGUUGCAAAAAUAAAGAGGGUGCUGAUAUUGAGGUGUCCAAAGUUAGAGGAAGCGGAGCAGAUCAAUAAAAGAACCCACCUAAAGGCCAGCAUGCAGGAAUCCGUAGCUGCAUUAUUUGGACGUAGGAAGGCCCGAGGACAAGGAAACUUACUUGUCAGUGACAAUGAAUGAAAAAUGUGUUGUUUACGGCAUGCCUUGUGCCUUUCUCUCCGUGGCUGCUUCUCCCUUCUUUCUACCGUUUUAUUCCAUCAAUUAUUUCCCAUAUUUGUCCUGAUAUCUAUCAGUUCCCAAUGUGAACAAUCCUAGGAAACUUGCUGUAACCUGUGAAACAACAGAGAAGCGUAUCUCUAAGGAGUGCGGCGUUUGAGCCCGGGCACCGGAGUGGAUUAUCGAUCUCUAGGACAUGUUUUAUUAUGUUUACCAAUGUUGUGUGUUUUGGUGUAUCUUAACUCUGGAAUGUGUUCAAGCUUCCAUGCCUGCAUUC